Messenger RNA from Thalassophryne amazonica, 3620 nucleotides. It is a transcript of the gene rps6ka1, whose product is annotated as ribosomal protein S6 kinase a, polypeptide 1. Gene Ontology annotation, molecular function: ATP binding; magnesium ion binding; ribosomal protein S6 kinase activity. The transcript is spliced from 22 exons. The record is from RefSeq and is a predicted model, not a curated record. Gene Ontology annotation, biological process: positive regulation of DNA-templated transcription; protein phosphorylation; intracellular signal transduction. Bases 301 to 2505 code for a protein of 734 amino acids. NCBI's taxonomy places the organism in Eukaryota, Metazoa, Chordata, Actinopteri, Batrachoidiformes, Batrachoididae.
CACGUCUUUUGGAAGCUCGGAUCACACUGUUGGGGAUUGAAAAACCAAAAAAAUCCUGAGGAGCCGCCCCGCGUAACCUGGAAGAUCUCCGCGGUUUUUUGCGCUCCUUACAGGUGAGCUGCGGACAAUCUGAGGAUUACAACAGAUCCUACAAACUGCAUGUGUGUUCUAUGAGGAGAGAACAAAGUGCUGGUGAAUCUCUACCUGCUGGACUCUGAGGAGGAUCUUCUUACUGCACUUGACAGGGGCGGCACUCACAAAUCCGGGGACGGGAGCUGAAAGGGCAGAAAAGCAGCCACCAUGCCUCUGGCACAGAUCGCAGAGCCAUGGCCCACCAUGGAACUAGUGCAGCUGGAAACAGAGAAUGGGCAGAGCACUGCCGAGGACGGGGUCACGCCUGCUGUCAAGGAAGAUGGAGACUUCAAGGAGAUCAACAUUACCCAUGUGGUGAAGGAGGGCUCAGAAAAGGCUGAUGCCUCCCACUUUGAACUGCUCAAAGUUUUAGGACAGGGAUCAUUUGGAAAGGUGUUCCUGGUGCGAAAGGUGACCCCUCCUGAUGCAAACCAACUCUACGCCAUGAAAGUUCUUAAGAAGGCAACACUCAAAGUGAGGGACCGAGUGAGGACCAAGAUGGAGAGAAACAUCCUGGCAGAUGUCAACCAUCCAUUUGUUGUCAAACUGCACUACGCAUUUCAGACUGAAGGGAAGCUGUACCUGAUCCUGGACUUCCUCAGAGGAGGCGAUCUCUUCACCAGACUCUCUAAAGAGGUGAUGUUCACUGAAGAAGACGUGAAGUUUUAUCUGGCGGAGCUGGCGCUAGGACUGGACCACCUCCACAGCCUGGGGAUUAUCUACAGAGACCUCAAACCUGAAAACAUCCUCCUGGAUGAGGAGGGACACAUCAAACUCACAGAUUUUGGUUUGUGCAAAGAAGCCAUUGACCAUGAGAAGAAAGCGUAUUCCUUCUGUGGUACAGUGGAGUACAUGGCGCCAGAAGUUGUGAACAGGCAGGGACACAUCCACAGCGCUGACUGGUGGUCAUUUGGAGUACUGAUGUUUGAGAUGUUGACAGGAGCGCUGCCAUUCCAAGGGAAAGACCGUAAAGACACUAUGAACCUGAUUCUGAAGGCGCGCCUGGGAAUGCCUCAGUUUCUCAGUCUAGAAGCUCAGUCUCUACUCAGGGCUUUGUUCAAGAGGAACCCCGCCAACAGGCUGGGUUCUGGUCCAGAUGGUGCAGAAGAGAUCAAACGGCACUGCUUCUUCUCUACUAUAGACUGGAAUAAACUCUUCCGGAAAGAAGUAAAGCCUCCAUUCAGACCUGCAGUCGCUCGACCUGAUGACACAUUCUACUUUGACUCUGAGUUCACCUCCCGCACUCCUAAAGACUCCCCCGGCGUGCCCCCCAGCGCUGGAGCCCACCAGCUGUUCAGAGGCUUCAGCUUCAUUGCAUCAAAUCUUUUGGAGGAAGAAGGUUUAAUGGAGCCGGUCCAGCCCCCUCACCCUGUGGUCCAGCAGCUACACGGGAAAAACCUGCUGUUCAGCGACGGCUACGUGCUGAAGGAGGACAUCGGCAUGGGCUCCUUCUCAGUCUGCAAACGAUGCAUCCACAAAGCCACCAACACGGAGUACGCCGUGAAGAUGAUUGACAAGACCAGCACUGACCCCUCUGAGGAGAUUGAGAUUCUACUUCGGUACGGUCAGCACCCCAACAUCAUUACGCUGAAAGAUGUGUACGAUAACGGUAAGCAGGUGUUCAUGGUGACGGAACUGAUGCGUGGUGGAGAGCUGCUGGAUCGGAUCCUCAAACAGAAGUUUUUUUCCGAACGGGAGGCCAGCACAGUGCUGCACACCAUCACUAAGACUGUCGAGUACCUCCAUUCACAGGGGGUGGUCCACAGAGACCUGAAGCCCAGCAAUAUCCUCUACGUUGAUGAGUCUGGAAAUCCAGAGUCCAUCAGGAUCUGUGACUUUGGCUUUGCUAAGCAGCUGCGUGCUGACAAUGGCUUACUGAUGACCCCGUGCUACACGGCUAACUUUGUUGCGCCUGAGGUGUUGAAGCGUCAGGGUUAUGAUGAAGGAUGUGACAUCUGGAGUUUGGGAGUCUUGCUGUACACGAUGCUGGCCGGAUUUACUCCAUUUGCCAAUGGACCCGAGGACACCCCGAAUGAGAUUCUGAACAGGAUAGGCAACGGUCAUUUCAGCCUGUCUGGAGGCAACUGGGACACUGUAUCCAACUCUGCCAAGGAGCUUGUUUCCAAGAUGCUUCAUGUGGAUCCCCAUCAGAGACUGACUGCUAAGCAGGUCCUUAGACACCCCUGGAUUGUCCAGCGAGACAAACUAUCCAAUAGCCAGCUGCCACACCAGGACCCCAAACUGGUCAAGGGUGCGAUGGCGGCCACCUACUCCGCUCUGAAGAACUCUCAGCCCACUCCAGAGCUCAAGCCCAUCGAGAGCUCCUUCCUGGCCCAGAGGCGCGUUAAGAAGCUCCCCUCCACCUCCCUGUAGGGACUUGAAACCAGCCAGUCAGCUGACUGGAGACUGACCAAAUCCGCACCUCCUGGCUUUAACCACCCAGUCAGCUCGCUCGGGGAAUGAUGUUCACCCGCUACAACCAGCCUAGGAACACUGACUGUGGUCCUGCCCUGUCUUUUGGAGUCAAACGUCCUGCUCUUGCUGUCAUCUUCUUUGGCUCUGAGUUGUUUUUUUUUUCCCAUGGGCGUGCAAAAGAUCAUGAAAGGUGGAGCGGGGGCACUUAGGGCUUAAAACAAAAAGGGAGGGACGGGUUUUCGGUUGACUUGUUUGUGCCGUAUGUACUUGAGUGCGUGCGAGUGAUGCGUGACCUGCAACAGCGUCACUGCAGCCACGCCUUUGAUUGUAACGAUGAACGUUUUCCUUCCUCCUCACUGCUGUUAUCGGUUGUCAUUCGGCUCGCUGCACGUCUGUCCGCCUGUUUUGUCGUCUGUCUUCUUUUGUAAAGUUGACAAGCUUUAUAUAGUGCUGCCAAAAAAGCUGUGCCCACAGCACGGAAACCACAGUGCUGUCGAACUGCUGUGAAAUGUUUUUUGAAGGAGCAUUAUUACCGUAAACCUGAUUUUUUUUUUUUUUUUUUAACCAUAAAUGCCUGUUCGGCUUUGGUAUAUCCAUAACACUUGGAUUCUGGGGAAUGUUGAUUGCUGACGGUUUAGUUCCUGUUGAUCUGUGCUUGUUUGUUGUGUGUGUGUGCGUGUGCGCAUCAGUUGCAUGACUUGAAUUGUGCGUCUGUGUGUAUCUGUGUGUAUGUCUGGGUGUUUGCAUCAUGACACGCUGCCGAGUCCUCUCUCUCUCUCUCUCUCUCUCUCUCUCUCUCUCUCUCUCUCUCUCUCUCUCUCUCUCUCUCUCUGUGUGUGUGUGCGCUCGGUCGACCACUUGCGAUGUCUGUUUUUUUGUGUUUACUACAAAAACUCGUAAAAUCGGUGGCUUUCUGUGAAAGGAACGUGCACACGGAAACAAUGCAGCAUGAUAAAUUGCUUCUUUUUCUGAUCUUUUCUACGUGUUUCUUGAAUAUUGAAUGCCGUUUUUGUGUGUUUGCCGCUUUUGAUGUUGUUUCAUUUUGUUCGGAGAAAGUGGUAAUUGUAAAAAAA